This is a messenger RNA of Hibiscus syriacus, 501 nucleotides long. RefSeq lists its product as uncharacterized. The record is from RefSeq and is a predicted model, not a curated record. Lineage: Eukaryota; Viridiplantae; Streptophyta; Magnoliopsida; Malvales; Malvaceae. Bases 1 to 501 code for a protein of 166 amino acids. The transcript has a single exon.
AUGGGGAAUGGAUAUCAUCAGCAGAUCAACCAUAAGGGAACGGUUCUGCCAUUGUUGUGCUCCAAGCCCUCCAUUAAAGACGUGGUUCUUCCCAAAUGGCAAAUCCAGAGGUCAGCUUCUCUCUCCGAAGACCCCUUGUCCCCAAAGAUCAGUUGCACGGGACAAGUGAAGAGGAACAACAAGAUCAUCGGGUUCCCAGCUCCUCACACCAGGAACACCUGCUGCAACAGCAGUGCCAAAUACUUCAGGCUCAAGAAGCUGUUUUCUGGUAAGAAUUUGACUGCAAGUCCGGCCACGAAUGCUGCCACCAGUUGCACAAGGAAGAAAGAGAAUUGUGGGUUGAUCAACAUUGAAACUAUGGAUCCACCGUUGCCUGUCGUAAAGAAAGGAGAUGUUAAGAGAGAUGGAUCAGACACUCUCUGGCAGAGGAGAUCACGUGGGGCUGCACUGCAGAGAUUGCAACUUCAACUUGAUAGACAUCAACAACCUACCACCGUAUAA